Messenger RNA from Armigeres subalbatus, 1237 nucleotides. RefSeq names its product estradiol 17-beta-dehydrogenase 11-like. Bases 147 to 1145 code for a protein of 332 amino acids. The transcript is spliced from 4 exons. Gene Ontology annotation, molecular function: oxidoreductase activity, acting on the CH-OH group of donors, NAD or NADP as acceptor. The record is from RefSeq and is a predicted model, not a curated record. NCBI's taxonomy places the organism in Eukaryota, Metazoa, Arthropoda, Insecta, Diptera, Culicidae.
AAUCACCCAAUAAAUGUAUGCAUCCACUCUCAUAGCUUUGUCCACGAUAAGAUAACAGCCACGAAAUCUAUAGACACUUCAAUCGAAAUUAGUCUCAAUCAGUCCCAGCAUAAUCGUCGCCCGGUUCAGACCCAUUCCAACUCGCCAUGAGUAAUUCGUUAGACGUUACCUCGAAACCGUAUUCGGCGGCUGCCCCGCUGCAGCCUCGAUCGCAAUACGAAAAACUCCAAACUAUCCUGCUGUUGCUCCUCGACCUGGUGCUGUGUUUCUUCCAAAGUAUCCCGCUAUGGGUCGAAAUAGUUGUCGAGGUGUUCUCUCCGCCUCCACCAAAAAAUAUCAGUGGCCAAACGGCGCUGGUCACCGGAGGAGCUAACGGAAUUGGGAAAGCGAUAGCCACCGAAUUGGCCAAGGAGGGCUGCAAUGUGGUCAUCGUUGAUCUGGACAUCACCAAUGGACAGAAAACGGCACAGGAGCUGAAGCGGUACAACGUGCAAACGGUAGCUUAUGAGAUCGACGUAGCUGACUAUGAACAGGUACGGGAGUUACAACGCCGUGUGGAGCGCGACAUCGGUUCGGUGGAUAUUUUGGUGAAUAAUGCCGGAAUCCUUCCGUUCUUGUCUCCGAACGAGAGGAAUCCAUCGGAAAUUCGUCGACUGAUGGAAGUCAACGUGCUGGGUGGGUUUUGGACGGUGGACCAGUUUCUGCCCACUAUGAUCAGGCGCGGACGGGGUCAUAUUGUGGCGAUCGCUUCCGCUUCCUCAUAUGCUCCGGUUGGGUACAUGAAGACGUAUGUCACUUCCAAAUACGCCGUUCGAGGCUACAUGGAAGCGCUGGAUGAGGAGUUGUACUUGAUUGGUCAGACGGACGCAGUCAAGACGACCACAGUAUUCCCGUUCGUGAUCAAUACCCGGAAGCAGCUGAUGGAGAAAAUCAACCGAAUGCCGGGAGUCAGCACAGUUCCAAAGAUUUCGACGGAGGAAACGGCAAAGACGGUUGUGCAUGCAAUCAGGAACAAUAAACGAAAGGUGGUUGUUCCUAAGGCACUCAGGGCUUGGCAAUUAAGUUUCUACGAGCAUAUACCGAUCAAAGUCAGACGUAUGAUGGAUCUAACGUUCAUGAAAGGCCGACCACUGGUAGUAGAUUAAAGUCGAUUGUAUUAUAAAAUAUUUAUGUUAGUUAUGUCUUACACUUAAGUCUAUUGUAACUAUAUUGGCAUUUAAUAAAACAAGGGCAAAAA